Molecule: messenger RNA, 2500 nt
Organism: Choloepus didactylus (southern two-toed sloth)
Lineage: Eukaryota; Metazoa; Chordata; Mammalia; Pilosa; Megalonychidae
Gene: ACSF2
Product: acyl-CoA synthetase family member 2
Exons: 16
Coding region: 47-1894 (615 amino acids)
Biological process (GO): fatty acid metabolic process
Molecular function (GO): medium-chain fatty acid-CoA ligase activity
Source: RefSeq, a predicted model, not a curated record
UCGCUUAAAAAGUUUACUCGGGCCGUGUAGCGGGGCGAAGCGAGCCAUGGCCGGCUGCGUCGGGAUGCUGCGCCUCGGGAGGCUGUGCGCCGGCGGCCCGGGCGUGCUGGGGACCCGCGCCGUCCUGGCUCGGGGCUGGCGGGAAGCGAGCUCGCGAGGCGUCCGCCCUCUCAGUUCUGGACAUGUGGACCGCACACCACCCCAGCCCAUCGGAGGCCUCAGCUACGUUCAGGGCCACACCGGAUUGCAUCUCGUCAACAAGACCGUGGGCCAGUGCCUGGAUGACACUGCACAGAGGGUCCCGGAUAGAGAGGCCUUGGUCAGCCUCCAGGAGAACCUCAGGUUUACCUUUGCACAGCUGAAGGAGGAGGUGGACAAAGCUGCUUCUGGGCUCCUGAGCAUCGGCCUCUGCAAGGGCGACCGGCUGGGCAUGUGGGGACCCAAUUCAUAUGCGUGGGUGCUCAUGCAGUUGGCGACCGCCCGAGUGGGCAUCAUUCUGGUGUCUGUGAACCCAGCCUACCAGGCUAUGGAGCUGGAGUUUGUCCUUAAGAAGGUGGGCUGCAAAGCCCUUGUGUUCCCCAAGCAAUUCAAGACCCAGCACUAUUACAACAUCCUGAAGCAAAUCUGUCCAGAGCUGGAGAAGGCCCAACCUGGGGCCUUGAAGAGUCAGAGGCUUCCUGAUCUGACCACAGUCAUCUCCGUGGAUGCCCCCCUGCCAGGGACCUUUCUCCUGGAGGAGGUGAUGGCGGCCGGCAGCACUGAGCAGCAUCUGGCCCGGCUCCGGCACGCCCAGCAGUUCGUGUCCUGCCAUGACCCCAUCAACGUCCAGUUCACCUCGGGGACAACAGGCAGCCCCAAGGGGGCCACCCUCUCCCACUACAACAUCGUCAACAACUCCAACAUGAUAGGGGAGCGCCUGAAAAUGCACCUGAAGAAACCAGAGGAGUCGCGGUUGGUCCUGCCCAGCCCCCUGUUCCACUGCCUGGGUUCCGUGGGGGGCACAAUGGUGAGCAUGCUGCACGGUGCCACCCUCAUCCUGUCCUCUCCAGUCUUUGAUGGCAAGAAGGCACUGGAGGCCGUCAGCAAAGAGAGAGGCACCUUCCUGUACGGCACUCCCACAAUGUUCGUGGACAUUCUGAACCAGCCAGAUUUCUUCAGUUACAACAUCUCGGCCAUGCGUGGAGGUGUGAUUGCUGGGUCCCCUGCACCCCCGGAGCUGAUCCGAGCCAUCAUCAACAAGCUGAACAUGAAGGAGCUGGUGGUUGCUUAUGGAACCACCGAGAACAGCCCUGUGACCUUCAUGAACUUCCCUGAGGACACUGUGGAGCAAAAAGCAGAAAGUGUGGGCAGAAUUAUGCCUCACACCGAGGCCCAGAUCGUGAACAUGGAGUCGGGGAUGGUGGUGGCGCUGAACACCCCUGGGGAGCUGUUGAUCCGGGGAUACUGCGUCAUGCUGGGCUACUGGGGCGAGCCCGGGAAGACCCAGGAAGCAGUUGGGCAGGACAAGUGGUAUCGGACAGGAGACGUGGCCACGAUGGAUGAGCAGGGCUUCUGCAAGAUCGUGGGCCGCUCCAACGACAUGAUCAUCCGGGGUGGUGAGAACAUCUACCCCGCGGAGCUCGAGGACUUCUUCCACACGCACCCGCAGGUGCAGGAAGUGCAGGUGGUGGGAGUGAAGGAUGCCCGGAUGGGGGAGGAAAUCUGUGCCUGCAUCCGGCUUAAGAGCGGGGAGGAGACCACUGCAGAAGAGAUCCGGGCUUUCUGCAAAGGGAAGAUCUCCCACUUCAAGAUCCCCCGAUAUGUCGUGUUUGUCACAAACUAUCCCCUCACCAUCUCGGGAAAGAUCCAGAAAUUCAAACUCCGAGAGCAGAUGGAACGGCAUUUGAACCUGUGAAUAAAGAGGGGGUGAGAGGGUGCCAGGCCUUCCUCCUGUCCCUCCUCACAGUCCCUUUGUCUGUCUUUGUGAUUUAGCAUAAAGGGCUCUUUUCUUUGGCCAGUAUCUUGCUGGUGUACUCUCUUAGCAGUUACCAUGGGAUGGAGAUGGGAAGAGACCAAAGGGAAACUAGUAUUUCCAGAUUUCCUAUUCCUUGUCAAUGACGGUGCUAAGCACGUUGACAUGCAUUAUCUUCCUAAUUUAAUCCUCACCACAUCCCUUUGAGAUAACAAUCCAAUUUCUUUUUAAAUUUGUAUUGUAUCACACAACCAAAAAUUUCACUUUCAAGUAUACAGUUGAGUGGUGUUAAUUACAUUCACAACGUUGUGCUAACAUCACUACCAUCCAUUACCAAAAGUUUUCCAUCAUCCCAAACAGAAACUCUGUACCCAUGAAGCAUUAACUCCCCUUUCCCAACCUCUGCCCCCUGGUACCCUGGGAUCUACUUUCUGUCUCUGUGAAUUUGCAUGUUCUAGUUAUUUCAUGUAAAUGAGACUAUACAAUAUUUGUCCUUUUUGUGUCUGGCUUAUUUCAUUCAUCAUGAAGUCUUCAAGGUCCAUCUGUGUU